Taeniopygia guttata (zebra finch) is the source of this 1624-nucleotide messenger RNA. It is a transcript of the gene IFITM10, whose product is annotated as interferon induced transmembrane protein 10. Gene Ontology annotation, cellular component: plasma membrane. Lineage: Eukaryota; Metazoa; Chordata; Aves; Passeriformes; Estrildidae. The record is from RefSeq and is a predicted model, not a curated record.
GGAAGCCGCUCGGCCGGGGCCGGGGAGAUGCCCUUCUCCAGCGGGGCGCUACCAGGAUGCUCCAAGCAGGAGGUGACGUCCCAGUGGGGGGGACACGAGGAGAAGGGCUGAGACACGGAGGAACUCUCCUGCGUGAAGCAUGUUCGGGGGGAGAAAGGGGGCUGCAGGUUGACCUUCCCAUCCCCUAACUCUGUCCCUGCCCAUCCCUAGUCCAUGGGUGCCCCCCUCCCCGCCCUCCCCUCCUCCUUCAACUCCAGCGCCGAGGAAGCCGAGCCGGAGGCAGUGCUGAGCCGGAUAUGCAGCGACUCCCCGCAUCCCUCCUUGGCAGAGCGCGGUGACGCCGCGGCAGCCACCACGGAGAGGACACAGGACCCCCCCUUGGGCCCGCCAUGCCCCUUUGAGGGGGUGGCCUGGACCCCGAGACCCCCACAGGGACCCCCGCAGGGCUGCUUCGCCUGCAUCGCCAAGCCCCCAGCUCUCCGGCAAGCUUCGCCCGUCCUGUCUCCUUCUUCUGCCGUUUAUCUCAUGGAGAGCAAGAGCUGCAAAGGGGACAGCCUGCGGCCAGCGGUCCCGUGCAAGCACUCGGUGGAGAAGAAGACGAUGACCAACCCCACCACUGUCAUCGAAAUCUACCCUGACACCACCGAGGUGAACGACUACUAUCUCUGGUCCAUCUUCAACUUUGUAUACCUCAACUUCUGCUGCCUCGGCUUCAUCGCCUUGGCCUAUUCAUUGAAAGUCCGAGAUAAGAAACUGCUCAAUGACUUAAAUGGAGCAGUUGAAGAUGCCAAGACAGCCCGGCUUUUUAACAUCACCAGCUCAGCCCUUGCCACCUUCUGUAUCAUCCUGAUCUUCAUCUUCCUGCGAUACCCUCUCACUGACUACUGAGUGAGGCCAACAGCAGCUGCUGCCGCCAAAAUGCCUCUACGCCAGAAGUGUCUGCAGUUUCUUGUAGCAAGGACACACAAAACAAGCCAACCACUACACCUUGAUUGCCAAAAAAAAAAAAAAAAGUCAAUUAAAUACAUAAAUAAAUGUUAAAUUAGUUUAUCAGCCCAGCUGAGCAUACCUUUCUUGCCCUGAAAUGGUAUGUGAACAGCUGAAGGAAAGGGUCUCACUCUUACACAUGUACAGGAAGAAAAAUAGACCAAGAAAUAUUUGUUUUAUGGCCAACAAGCUGUGUGAAAAGAGCGUGCAAAGCCCAGAGCUACGCACACUUAGUGGCAAACAGCUGAGCUCUAGGAAGCAGUGGGGUCCUGUGGAGCUGGAGACACAUACAGUGAUGGACAGGGAUCAUGGCAGGGCUGGCUUACAACAUAUCAGGUGUGUUCAAACCGCCCCACCACCUCCAGCUUGUGGGGGUUUAUUUUCCUUUUCUUUUUCUCUUGAAUUUCAUCCACUGGUUCAACCAACUCCCAACCCCUGGAGAGCUGAAGGUGUUAGGAAGUUUGUGCUGGGGAGCCCCAAAGCCUCCAGAGAAACCCCAAAGUGUUAAAGGGCAGGUUUCUCCUUGGGAUCUCCCAGCAGUGCUGAGAAGAAAGGCACCUCCUGGAGAACUCGCCUCAGCCACCUAAUUGGAGUGCUACUGUAUUUCUGUAAACAGUCAAUAAAAAGAUACCUCUGA